AGAGAGAGAGAGAGAGAGAGAAAGAAAGAAAGGCACUCUUUGCUCCUAUUGGCCGGCGUUCUGCCUAGCCGCGUCCCUAUUGGUUGGAGGAGGCGGGGCUCGCGCACCCUUCGCUGGUUCUCUCGCGCGCUGGUGGGCGGGGCCGCGUUUCUUCUACUGGAGCUUUGAGGCGGCUGCGGGCCUGAGGUAAAGCAGAGACGGUUGUUUGAGGAUGGGGUCCGCCUGAAGGGAGGCCUGAGGGAGUCGAGGCAGUUGGACUUCAAAAAACAUCAUGAACUACUGUGUGUAUGCUUCCUGACAGAAGAUAGAUGUUAAGUGGAAAGAUCUACUGUGAUCUACAGUCUGGCUAGCAGGAUUUUUCUUUUUUGACAACCGUCGCCUUUGGAGCUGCAAGUUGCUGUCUCUAAGCAGAUAUUUGCCAUUUCCUGCCUUGAUGCAAAGCAGUAGUUGAAUUACAUCUGUCAUUUCUGGUAUUUGUGGAAACAGAUUCUUUGCUGUAUUGCUGCUAAAUACAGACAAUUAUGUCUAAGAAACAUCAAAAAGAUUCAUCAGGAUUUAUUUUUGAUGUACAAUCCAAUACUGUGAUGGCCCAAGGAGGUACCUUUGAGAACAUGAAGGAAAAGAUCAGUGCUGUGAGAGCAAUAGUCCCCAACCGCAGCAACAACGAAAUUAUCUUGGUGCUGCAGCACUUUGAUAACUGUGUAGAUCGAACAGUGCAAGCAUUCAUGGAAGGUAGUGCCAGUGCAGUGUUGAAAGAAUGGACAGUAACUGGAAAGAAAAAGAACAAAAAGAAGAAAACCAAGCCAAAGCCUUCUGCAGAAUCAAGUGCCAGCCUCCAUGACCCCAGUAAGCCAGUGUCCACUGAAGAGGAACAGUCUGUGGCUUCGUCCGAGAAGGGUGGGAUCAAUGGUUACCAUGUCAAUGGCUUGACCAAUGACACAGAGUCUGUGGACUCACUCAGUGAAGGCUUGGAUACACUUUCCAUAGAUGCCAGAGAGUUGGAGGAAAGUGAGCCUACUAUGCCUGAGGUGUCUCAUGGAGCAGUAACACUUGAGUUAGAAAAUGGAAUAAUGGACUUCAGUCCAAGGUCUGCUACUAUGCGGUCUUCACAGAAUGCCCAGUCGCCUAGGGUGCAGCCUGAAUUGAAGAACCCUGGCAAAUCUUUCUCCAGACCUGUCUCAAGCAACCAGUCACCUGCUCCUUCAUCAAUGACAAUACUAGAUGAGGUCCCUGUGUCCUCUGGAAACAAAAAGCUAGGUUCAAAUAUUGAAAAAUCAGUGAAAGACCUUCAACGCUGCACUGUUUCAUUGGCUCGGUAUCGUGUUGUUGUUAAAGAGGAAAUGGAUGCUUCCAUUAAAAAAAUGAAGCAGGCCUUUGCAGAGCUGCAGAGCUGCCUCAUGGAUCGAGAAGUAGCUCUCCUAGGUGAAAUGGACAAAGUGAAAGCAGAAGCAAUGGAAAUCCUAAGUAGCCGACAAAAGAAAGCUGAAGCAUUAAAAAAGCUGACCGAUGUAGCAGUCCGAAUGUCAGAGGAGCAGUUGGUGGAGCUUAGAGCCGACAUAAAGCACUUUGUUAGUGAGCGCAAAUAUGAUGAAGAUCUUGGAAGGGUGGCUCGCUUUACUUGUGACCUAGAUGCAUUAAAGAGAAGCAUUGACUCCUUUGGACAAGUUUCUCAUCCAAAGAACAGUUACUCAACCAGGUCACGAUGUAGCUCCACUACCAGCACCCCCUCUGUAAACACCCUCAAUGAGUCCCUUCCCACAGCAUGCAUCUCGGCAUCUGCUCCGGGCCUUGUGACAGCCAACAAGAAACUGCCAUCCCCAGCAGAACCUCCUGGAACAACAAGUCGCCCAUAUCAGCCCUACCGUGAGGGGUUCCAAGGUAACAGAAGACCUGCUCAAGGUUACCGGCCCCAAGGACAGCGCCAGAAUGGGCCCUCACACCCAAGUUCAAAUCGAUACAGAAGUGGGCAAUGGUACCAGGCCAACUCCAGGCCCCGACCACCUCCUGGAAAUACAAACAGCCCCAGCCAGACUCAUGCUGGAGGGACCAAUGUAACUGGCACUGGGCCUGAUCCUGGUCCUCCACAUUCCCCGUCUGCCCAGGCAUACUCGGGGCCCCUCAGCAAAGAGGCCAAGGCCCUGCCACAGCGGAAACCUAGAUCAAGCCAACCUGAGGUGGCCAAUUCCUGAGGACCAUGAAUUCUGCCACCUUCAAAACUGGAUAACAGGAUUGUAUGAGACACCUAGCUAGAAAUAUUAACAAAGGAAAGUUUACACUCAUUGUCCCUGUGCCCACUUCUCUUCCCUAGUCAUUCUGUUCUAGGAAAGCAGUUUCCUAGUGCUUCUCCUGCCCUUGCUUCCUGCCAGCCUUAUGACUUAGGUCGGGCUUUAGUGGACAAUGUAUACACUUGUUGUCCAGAUGUGGCCUUGGGAACCUCACUGUAUCCGCCUCCUUUACACUUCUGGCUUUUCUUAUUCUAACGCCGUCCUUAAAUUGUGCCAGGCUUGUGGCCUAAAAGGGAAAAAAUGAAAGAGGAGGGGAGAUGUCUUCCAACAUAGCCAUCCUUAAGCUUCUGCUCCUCCCCAAAUGCUGCUAGCCAGGCCUUACUCCAAACAGCAAAGCUAUUCAUGCUGGCAAUGAAAACAAUUGCUGUGAUUUGUGAGACCAAACUGAGAAAUCCAAAGGGAGGAGCCUUAGGAGACUGCUGGGAUAUUUACUUUCUUUUUACAUCUUGUCUACAUGCUGCUCUUGGGAACAUUGGACCUGUCCCGUACCUUUCUUCCCACAGAGAAUGCAAAGGGCCCAGUCCUCGUAGAGGAGCAACAUACUCUGUGUACCUUAUAUAUGACUCUAGAUGUUACCUUCUUUUCAUGUUCAGUGAGCCAAUGGGAGGUUUCAUUUAUUCCAUCUCCCAUCAGCAAUCCACCAUCUGAUCCUAAAUUAAAUUUCUAGCAGUUUAAUUAGCAGUGCUAAUCUUAGAUAAUUGCAAGUUAAACACAAAUUGCUACAGUCUUUCUCUAUCCUUGUAUAAAUAAAAACAAUAUACAUGUUUAAAAGA
This is a messenger RNA of Anolis carolinensis (green anole), 3058 nucleotides long. It is a transcript of the gene spats2, whose product is annotated as spermatogenesis associated serine rich 2. Gene Ontology annotation, cellular component: cytoplasm. The record is from RefSeq and is a predicted model, not a curated record. The transcript has 13 exons. Gene Ontology annotation, molecular function: protein binding. Lineage: Eukaryota; Metazoa; Chordata; Lepidosauria; Squamata; Anolidae. Bases 522 to 2189 code for a protein of 555 amino acids.